Messenger RNA from Cynoglossus semilaevis (tongue sole), 747 nucleotides. Its product is annotated as rapamycin-insensitive companion of mTOR-like. The coding region runs from base 201 to 722 and encodes 173 amino acids. Gene Ontology annotation, molecular function: protein serine/threonine kinase activator activity. Gene Ontology annotation, cellular component: TORC2 complex. The record is from RefSeq and is a predicted model, not a curated record. Gene Ontology annotation, biological process: positive regulation of phosphatidylinositol 3-kinase/protein kinase B signal transduction; TORC2 signaling. Lineage: Eukaryota; Metazoa; Chordata; Actinopteri; Pleuronectiformes; Cynoglossidae. The transcript is spliced from 2 exons.
GGAGAGAUCAAUGUUUUCUCAGGUGGUACAGGAGUGUAAAAAAGUUUGAGAACCAGCUCUGAAUUGUAAAUUACUUUUGCGCCCCUUAGUGGUCUGCAAGAGGAUAUGAUUCUUAGCCAUACAUUUAAAGGAAGUGGAUUUCGGUUUGUCUCCGGACAUUUUGACUGACCCCUAACACUGUUCCAUAAACGCCGACAACGAUGGAAAAAAUGUUUACGAAUUUUUUACGACUCUGUUUUGCGUCUCCCUCAGACGGAAAGGCGAUAUCGGAGGACGGCCCCGCCUCCCGAGUGCUGCUGAGGAAGGAGGUCCUCCGACUUAUCAUCAACCUCAGUUCCUCCGUGGGAACCAAAGGUCACGAAACAGGACUGCUGACGAUAAAGGAGAAGUUUUCUUACGCCUUUGAUGACAUCUGCCUGUACUCCGAGGUAUCACACCUCUUGGCCCACUGCAUGUUUCGCUUGACGUCCAGGCGUUUCAUACAGGAGCUCUUCCAGGACGUGCAAUUCAUGCCAGUAAGUGACAUCGCAAUAUAUCUCAAUAUAUCAUAUUGUUGCCCCCUGUAUCGCGAUACGUAUCGUAUCCCUAUAUCAGUGUUUGCCACUAGUUUUCUGGGCGACCCAUAUUUUUUAAAAAUCGCAAACUUUCGACGACUCAAGUCAAUAGAAAUUAUUCGUAAACCCCUGGGAAACGUGAUGCGACACAACCCCCCAAAAAAAUAAUUAAAAAAAAAAUUCUUGAGACCUA